AUGAUGAACAAUGGAGCGAAAGCAGGAUCUAAUCCAAGUGUAAUUGUGAUGGAAAAUUAUGGCGAAAACAUUCAAUAAAGUAAAAGUGACCCCUAUUACAAAGAACCAAAUAGACGCCAUAGGCUUGAUGACUUAUAGAGAAGAAUAGCUGUAUCAGAUUUUGAAUAAAAUGAUCCAGAUAUCAGAUCACCAAGUCCUGAGCCUGUUUAUGAUCCAAAGACUGGUUUAAGAAUGAAUACUAGAGAUUAAAGACUAAAAGAAAAAUAUUUAAAGGAGAGAAAUAGAUUGAUCUAUGAAGUACUCUAAUUAGAUUCAACUUAUACUGUAUGUAUUUAUAGAUUUUUAUAAUGGAUGCAGGCCCCACCUGAUUACAAACCUCCUAAAAAGUUCAAGAAAAUACCCAUUCCUGAUCCAGAUAAUCCAACUUUAAAUUAUAUUGGAUAGAUAAUCGGACCAGGAGGAACCACUUAGUAGAAGCUUGAAAGAGAAAGCAAGUGCAAAAUAUAAAUCAGGGGUAAAGGUUCACAGAAUAAGAACAAGAUUUACAAUAAGGAUGAGGCAGAAGAAAAUGAGCCAUUAUACGUAUUAGUUACAGCAAAUACAGAUGAUCACCUAGCUAAAGGUGUUGCAAUGAUAGAAGCUAUAAUCUAGUAAACAGAUGAAAACAAGAAAUAUUAAUUAAUAGUGUAUGAUCAUCUCAAUGUUGGUUCAAAAAAGGCAUGGUGCGAGUGCUGUGGUGAACAAGGCCAUAAAUUUUACGAGUGUCCUGAAAGAUUAUUAGGCAACACUUCAACUAUCUAUUGUUCUAUUUGUGGAAGCAAUAAUCAUCCUUCAGCAGAUUGUCCUGAGAAAAAGAAGAAAAAAGGUAUAGAAGAAGAGAUAACUCCAGAAGAAGAAUUACAUAAUUUCCUCUAAGACUUAAAGAAAGAAAAGGAUUAAAGAGAGAAGUAUAAGAUGAUAACUGGAAAGGAGGCGCCAAGAUCACUUAAUUUUGCCUAAUUUCAGGCAGAGUAAGAACUAAAAACUAUUUAAAAUCCUUUCUUUGCUCCAGGUUCAUCUGAGUAAAAUCAGAAAUUAGAAAAAGAAUAACAACUAGCACUUGCCAUUAUCCAUGGGGAUUCAAAUGGAUAAGUAGCUUAAUAUAGAGGAAAUGGUUAAGAUACUGAGAAUCCUUUAGCUACGGUUUUCAAAAAUUACUCUGAUACUUAUUCCACAAUGCUGGCUAAUUCAGUCACUUAAACGUAAAACCAAAUGGCGAUGAAAUAAGCUUAGUAGUAGUUAUUUCAAUAACAAUAGUUAUAGAGUUCCAAUGAUGGUAGUAGCACAUUUGCAUAACAAACAGUUCAAAACAAUGAUGAAACUGUUGAUGCAUAGAUGUAAGAAACUCAGCCUGAUAGGAACAAUGAAAAGAAAAAUGAUAUGACUCAGGAACUCUUUCUAUAGUAGUAACAAAUGUUCUAGUAAACUCAGUAAUCAUAAAUUGGUGCUUAAAGUUCUUAUAAAUCUUACAAAUAGGAAUAAUAAAUUGCGCCUCAUUAAAACAUUGCGGGUGGAAAUCUUCUUCCUCCAGUUGCAGGUCAGCCUCCCUAUGCACAAGCUUUUAGACCUCCUAUUGGAUAGCCACCUUAUCCACCUUAAGCAUCAGGUUAAGCUUAUCCUGGUUAUAACCCAUAUUAUUAGUAGUAUCAAAAUUGGUAUGGCUAUGGCUAAAAUAGCCAAUAUUACAACUAUUAUGGAGGCUAUCAAUAUCCAUCGAACUACUAUUAUCCGCAAGGUUACUAACAGUAAUAUCCUUACCCAUAAGGUUAUUAGCAAUAGCCUGGACCAAAUGAAGUUAUAGUAAAUGGUGCAGGAAUUCAAUCCAUUCCAUAAGUUAAUGAUUAAUAAAAAGAACAGAAUUAAGUUACUGGUGAUAAUCCUAUGUCAGGUUAGGAAUUAUUACCUUAAGCUGAAGUUAAAAACCCAAUUAAAACUGAAAUUUGA
Messenger RNA from Stylonychia lemnae, 1983 nucleotides. The record is from the annotation of a GenBank genome assembly. NCBI's taxonomy places the organism in Eukaryota, Ciliophora, Spirotrichea, Sporadotrichida, Oxytrichidae.